AUGAAUUCUGGAAGUAACGAGAACAUGUCAUACCGCUCUUUGUAUAUAUCAAAAAACUUCAACCUAUUCAACAGGUGUGUUGGCCUCCCCAUUCAGUACCGAAAUGCCGUAGCUUUGGAUAACAUUAGAUAUGUCCAAACCAAAGCUGCUAAAGAGGACGUGCUGAAUCGAUAUAAAGAAAAACUUGAGAAAAAGAUGAAGGAAGAAGGUGCAGAGUCAAUUGAAAAACUUCAAGAAAAAUACAAGGAUAAAAUAGAGAAAACCAAGAUAGAGUUGAACAGGAUGGACCCCUUGACAGAUCUGGAAGAGUAUGAAAGGAAAGCUACAAAAAAUGGACAUAAGGUCACAAAAUUAAGAUCUCCUAGAUCGCCUGAUGCGCCAAUCAAGCCUUAUAAAGUACUGGAUGAUUUCCUAAAGUUGGAGAAGAUCAAAGACCUUUCGCCGGAUCAGGUUGAAUUCUUGUGGAGAGCCAGAUUCCAGGAGAAGGAAAAUGUGUUGGUUGCUGUUAUUCCCAAAGACGUUUAUCAAAAACUAUACACCAACGCUAGGGAGAACCCUUCUUUCAUUUUACCACUACCAAAGGAAGACGAAGGUGUGGAAAUUCAUUUCAUUCAAUGGGCUUUCCCAGGACCAAAUACCACCCACUGUAUGUUCACUUCGUUGGCCGAGUACAAACUUCACAAGGAAUAUGCUAAGCCCCAUACCACUUUGAUGUUUCACCAUGAUAUCAGCGAAGACAAAAACAUUGUUUUGAUGAAUGGAACAGUGGAGCAAGAUGCAAACAUUACGUUACCCGAAACCCAACUCCUGGUGAUGAACUUGCAGAGGUUUUAUGGUGCCUUAGCUGAAUCUCCUGCAUCAAAUAGAAGACUUCAACUUUUGAAAGACUUCACUUCCGGAAAUGAAAAUUUUUCGUUAGAUUUGGUUAUCCAAGAAGCUCAAUCCCUAGAGAAUUAG
Komagataella phaffii GS115 is the source of this 957-nucleotide messenger RNA. RefSeq names its product Molecular chaperone. Gene Ontology annotation, cellular component: mitochondrion. NCBI's taxonomy places the organism in Eukaryota, Fungi, Ascomycota, Pichiomycetes, Pichiales, Pichiaceae. The transcript has a single exon. The record is from RefSeq and is a predicted model, not a curated record. Gene Ontology annotation, biological process: mitochondrial proton-transporting ATP synthase complex assembly. Bases 1 to 957 code for a protein of 318 amino acids.